GAGCAUCUCACAGGGAAACUCUUCCACAGGGCUUGUUUUAGGGGGAAAUGCGAUUGGAUAAGGCUAUGCUGAAAAUCUGGUUUCUUGUAAAGUGACAAUGAUGGAUGUUUAAGGAUGUUAUGGGAUUAUUGUGCGCUGUUUAUAUGGAAUAAUAAGGUUGCAGCAUGGGAUCUCUUGGAGAAAACAGGCUCAGCACUUGAACUCCAGCCCAUAGAGAGGGCAACCUGGGAUUCACUCUCAUUAUCCUUUUAAAGCUAUACAAGUGAACUGGUACUGUGGCAAGUGAACAGAAUAAACCAUGCAUUUGGGCAGAGGGCUUCUGUUUUUCCUGCUUUUAAACAGUGUGACCAUGAGUUUCUCUCUAUCAACCUGCACCACGGUGGGCAUCGACCACAUUAAGAAGAGGGUGGAGGCCAUUCGGGGUCAGAUCCUCAGCAAACUGAGGCUGACCAGCCCGCCACAGACCCUGGGCCCUAGUCAGGUGCCCUAUCAAGUGCUGGCCCUGUAUAACAGCACUAGGGAACUGCUGGAGGAGUUUGGCCGAGACCGGCAUCAGAGCUGCGGACAGGACAACACCGAGACCGAAUACUACGCUAAAGAAAUACACAAGUUCAACAUGAUCCAGGGCUCCCCUGAAAACAAUGACCUUCCCUUCUGCCCCAAGGGCAUAACGUCAAAGGUCUUCCGCUUCAACGUGUCCGUCAUGGAGAAGAACGCCACCAACCUGUUCCGGGCCGAGUUUCGAGCCCUUCGAGUGCCGAACUCCAGCGCCAAGAGGAACGAGCAGCGCAUCGAGCUGUACCAGAUUCUUCGUCCCGAUGAGCACAUCGCUAAGCAGCGCUACAUCGGCGGCAAGAACGUUCUCACUAAAGGAACGCCGGAGUGGGUUUCCUUCGACGUCACCGAGACCAUCCGCGAGUGGCUCAUGCACAGAGAGACUAACCUGGGCCUGGAGAUCAGCGUCCACUGCCCGUGCCACACGUUCAGCCCCAACGGAGACAUCGUCGAGCACGUCAACGAGGUUCUGGAGGUCAAGUUCAGAGGGGUGGACGGCGAGUACGACGAGCAGAACCGAUGGGAUUUGGGUCGACUGAAGAAGCAGAAGGAGCAGAAGGAGCAGCUUCUCCCUCAUCUGAUCCUGAUGAUGUUGCCUCCGCACCGGCUGGACGUCCUGCCCUCCUCCAGGCGACGCAAACGGGCCCUGGACACCAACUACUGCUUCUCGAACUACGAGGAGAACUGCUGCGUCCGGGAGCUGUACAUCGACUUCCGGCAGGAUCUGGGCUGGCGGUGGAUCCACGAGCCCAAAGGGUAUCACGCCAACUUCUGCUCCGGCCCGUGUCCGUACCUGCGCAGCGCCGACACCACACACAGCUCGCUGCUGAGCCUGUACAACACGCUGAACCCCGAGGCGUCCGCGUCCCCCUGCUGCGUUCCCCAAGACCUGGAGCCGCUCACCAUCCUCUACUACGUGGGACGGGUACCUAAAGUGGAGCAGCUCUCCAACAUGAUCGUCAAAUCCUGCAAGUGCAGCUGAAGGGCCUCCAGACCCUCGAGGGCCCAAAGGAACUGGACUCUGAACGAAUACCUCUGUUCAUCCUUCACACAAACCCAGGAGCCAGAGGCUUCUCCAUCAGACGACCCCACGAUCCCUCGAACUUUGAUGUUUGAAGUGACUUUGUAUUGUGUAAUUUUUGGUCAGCUUUUCAGGUCAAACCUCGUGCCAUUUCUGAACUCUGAAACGGCAACGCAAAGCUUCGUAACAUCUGUCCCGAGGACGACACGUGCUGGAUCAGCUGAUGGUUUCUGUAUAACCUAACUCAAUUUCCCCAACGGAAGAUUUUAGUGUGUACUACAGCAAUCGACACUGUUCGUCUAACGUGACGGUGUCACUGAUAUUGUUAAUACAAACAUGCUGGAAAGAAAUAUGACUUGACUUUUGAUUUUUAGCUCUUCAGUGAAGCCGACACAAACUGCUAAAGUUUUUACUGCUAUUACUCCUGAAAACACUUUUUUAAUUAAACCGUCUCGGACAAAAAGAGCUGUUGAUGA
Molecule: messenger RNA, 2052 nt
Organism: Pimephales promelas (fathead minnow)
Lineage: Eukaryota; Metazoa; Chordata; Actinopteri; Cypriniformes; Leuciscidae
Gene: tgfb3
Product: transforming growth factor, beta 3
Biological process (GO): transforming growth factor beta receptor signaling pathway; regulation of cell population proliferation
Cellular component (GO): extracellular region
Molecular function (GO): cytokine activity; growth factor activity; transforming growth factor beta receptor binding
Source: RefSeq, a predicted model, not a curated record